AUUUCUAUGGAUCAUUUUAUCAAAUUGUUGCCAAAAUUGACACCGCAUUUGAGAAAGGGUGAUUGCGGUAAAAUGGGAGUAAUUGGAGGAUCUCUCGAAUACACGGGUGCACCCUACUUUGCCGCUUCUUCAGCAUCGCGACUAGGAGCUGAUCUUAUUCACAUCUUCUGUGAUCCAGAUGCGGCUCAAGUUAUUAAAGGAUACUCUCCGGAUCUGAUUGUACAUCCUGGAAUGACGGCAAAUUCUAUUAUUCCCAAACUUUCCCGAAUGGAUGCAAUUGUGAUUGGUCCUGGAUUGGGACGAAAUCCAAACAUUUGGCCACUUAUGCAGGAACUUUUCGAAUUCGUCAGAAAUAGAGAUGUUCCAUUUGUAAUCGAUGGGGACGGUCUUUGGUUUGUGUCUGAGCAUAUUGAAAAAUUCCCACGGCAAAUGUCGGCUACAGUACUCACACCGAACAUUGUUGAGUUCUCACGUCUGUGUAAAUCGGCUCUUGGUGAAGAGGAUGUGCUCAAUGUGAGAAAUAAUAGCCAACUACAGCAUUUGGCUGCCGAGUUGAGUCGGAAAAUGAAUGUUACGAUCUAUUUGAAGGGAGAAGUUGAUCUAGUGGUCACCCCGAACGGCGAAGUAUCGAAGUGUUCAACCGAAUCAAGCUUACGUCGCUGUGGUGGUCAAGGUGACGUCACUGCUGGAAGUUUGGGCCUUUUCUUGUAUUGGGCAAAAAAAAACCUUGGCGACGACUGGACAUCAGCUCAUCAUGAAGCUGGAAUUGCUUCAAGUUGGUUGGUCAGAACAGCCGGAAGACGUGCAUUCGAAAAACAUGGACGAUCAAUGAACACUCCACUAUUGCUAGAUGAGAUUCCAAAACUGGUACGAGACGUUGAGACUCGAGAGAUGAAGGACACCGUUCACACGGACAGCUCUAAACAUUGAUUUAUGACGAAUUAUUUGGAUUAUAUCAGAUAUUAUCAAUCUACUGUAAUAAAUUUAUAUAUCUAUGU
Messenger RNA from Caenorhabditis elegans, 998 nucleotides. RefSeq names its product ATP-dependent (S)-NAD(P)H-hydrate dehydratase (gene R107.2). The coding region runs from base 7 to 930 and encodes 307 amino acids. The record is from RefSeq and is marked reviewed. Gene Ontology annotation, biological process: nicotinamide nucleotide metabolic process. Gene Ontology annotation, molecular function: ATP-dependent NAD(P)H-hydrate dehydratase activity; hydro-lyase activity. The transcript is spliced from 5 exons. NCBI's taxonomy places the organism in Eukaryota, Metazoa, Nematoda, Chromadorea, Rhabditida, Rhabditidae.